AUGACCAAAUUUUUCCAUUUUCCUAUUCCAACUCAGGUAUCAUCGCGUGAUAAGCCAUUCUCUCGUCAGUCCAGCAAUACCAGCAAAUCCUCCUCAGUAUCCAGCCAGGCUGGUUCCACGGUGCCGUUCUUUCGGGUUUCCUCGCACAAUGACGAGCGCUGGGGUGCCUUAUCCACUGACGCAUCUUCCUCAGCCACGUUCGAGUGGAAAACUCGUCAUGCUAUCUCCUGUGUCGAGCCCCCUCUCCUGCCGCUGCUUCAGAUCUCAGAAAGCAGCAAUUCUGACCUUCGCGAGGCCGUCGCGUUGGCAACAGUUGGUACGUGUCCUACAUCAGUAGCCGUGCCUAACUUGGGCAUUGAAACACUUCGUCUGCCUGGACGCAUUUGCAGCGAUGACAGAUCCGGCGGAUCAGCAUCAGGACACGAUUACGUUGGUGCUGGACUAGGCUUGGGAGGAGAAGGAGGAGGAGGGGGGGAAGGGGGAGCAGGAGGAGGAGGAGGAGGAAGCUUGACAAGUGGUACUGCAAUGACCAAUCUGGGAGGUAUUUCUGUUGGAGGCUCAUGCAUUGGAGGCCUGAGUGUUGGUAAGCGUCUCCUUUCGCCCAUCGACGCCUCUCCCACGGGCGGUAGCCAAGAGGCUGGGCAGCGUGGAUUGGCCGGUUCUUUGCGUAGCAGCCUUGAUGACCUUCGGAUUGGCAGCAGAAGAUUCGCCGGUCUCGACGACGAUGACAUUGCGAAUAGAGGCUGCGGUGACGAUUGUCAGCUGAAAGAAGAAGCCUCCACCAGAUUGAUGCUAACUCAACCAGCUAGAAGCUCACAGCGCAGACUCAGUUUAUUUACUCUCAACGAUGCUAAUCAGUCAGACAACGCGACACUGUCGAGUCCAUCUUUUCUGGCUUCUGCAAUUAGCGCGUUGACGGUGCCGACAGAUGAUGCAAACCAUUUGACUCAUUUAGAGGCCGGUCCGAUGUUGGGUCGGACUGCAGGUGCAGAACGUCGUGAUCGUCUCGCGGCAACGCAUACAUCACGACUGGAUGUGGCUCGAAGCCAAUUAAUCGCGGGUCAAAGUGGUACAGGAGCUAAAUCAGGUGAAAACGCCUAUCUUCUCGACUGUAAUCAUGGCAAAAACACCAACCAGAAUAAGAAUAAGAGCCAAGUUCAUAGUCUGGCCGGUAACACCGACCUGACAAUAGCCGACAACAGCACCUCUUGUCUUCUGUUGCCUUCUACGACUGGUACAGUUAACGCUACCACUGGGGGGAGCAAUAGUGUUCGUCUUCUCUUCUCCACAUCUCAGGCACAAAGGCGUAAAAGUAGUGGGGAUCUACUCUCCAAUUUUUUCACCCAAACCGUUUCUGGCUCCAGCAGAGCAGCUACUGCAGCCGCCACGGUCGCCAUGACAGCGGCUACAGCCGCGGGAGCACUACGACGAACCAGUGUGGUCGGAGGCGGUUGUACUUCUGAAGAGCCGUUGUUGGUGCAAUUGUUGCGGCGGCAACAUCGACGCACUCUACGCAUUCUGGUCACCCUCUUGCUCGGCUUCAUCGUGUGUCGGGCUCCUAAGGCGGUGGCACUUCUGCUCGCCUGGCUUUCGACACCGACAAUCACCAUCACAACAACCUCGUUCUCCACUUCUUUGCCAUCCUCAUUCGGUUGUCUCUUCUCGACCUCCUCUGUCACAGGCGCCUGGAUGCGCUACGCCAGUCUGUGGGUCUACACUAGCGCAUUGGUAGAUCCGAUUGUUUACGGCUUCUGGGGAAAUCGUACCUAUCGGAUACAAAUUCACCGAUGGUUGAGCAGACGUUGCCGUCAUGCCUAA
Molecule: messenger RNA, 1818 nt
Organism: Protopolystoma xenopodis
Lineage: Eukaryota; Metazoa; Platyhelminthes; Monogenea; Polystomatidea; Polystomatidae
Source: the annotation of a GenBank genome assembly